Messenger RNA from Biomphalaria glabrata, 573 nucleotides. RefSeq lists its product as uncharacterized. The transcript has a single exon. The record is from RefSeq and is a predicted model, not a curated record. The coding region runs from base 1 to 573 and encodes 190 amino acids. NCBI's taxonomy places the organism in Eukaryota, Metazoa, Mollusca, Gastropoda, Planorbidae.
AUGCUGUGUACUUCCAGCCCACAUCACCACGCACUAGGUCCAAGCUUAGAAUAUACUUGGUUCUCUGUACGUCUGUCUAUCCCAGGUCCAAGCUUAGAAUAUACUUGGUUCUCUGUACGUCCGUCUAUCCCAGGUCCAAGCUUAGAAUAUACUUGGUUCUCUGUACGUCUAUCUAUCCCAGGUCCAAGCUUAGAAUAUACUUGGUUCUCUGUACGUCUGUCUAUCCCAGGUCCAAGCUUAGAAUAUACUUGGUUCUCUGUACGUCUGUCUAUCCCAGGUCCAAGCUUAGAAUAUACUUGGUUCUCUGUACGUCUGUCUAUCCCAGGUCCAAGCUUAGAAUAUACUUGGUUCUCUGUACGUAUGUCUAUCCCAGGUCCAAGCUUAGAAUAUACUUGGUUCUCUGUACGUCUGUCUAUCCCAGGUCCAAGCUUAGAAUAUACUUGGUUCUCUGUACGUCUGUCUAUCCCAGGUCCAAGCUUAGAAUAUACUUGGUUCUCUGUACGUCUGUCUAUCCCAGGUCCAAGCUUAGAAUAUACUUGGUUCUCUGUACGUCUGUCUAUCCCAGGUCCAUAG